This is a messenger RNA of Nerophis ophidion (straightnose pipefish), 2289 nucleotides long. RefSeq names its product zona pellucida glycoprotein 3d tandem duplicate 1 (gene zp3d.1). Gene Ontology annotation, cellular component: extracellular matrix. Gene Ontology annotation, biological process: positive regulation of acrosome reaction; binding of sperm to zona pellucida; egg coat formation. The transcript has 8 exons. Lineage: Eukaryota; Metazoa; Chordata; Actinopteri; Syngnathiformes; Syngnathidae. Bases 35 to 2164 code for a protein of 709 amino acids. Gene Ontology annotation, molecular function: acrosin binding. The record is from RefSeq and is a predicted model, not a curated record.
UGCGCGCACGGAGCUCACCUGUGCGCCUGACGUCAUGCUGCUCCUGUGCGGCGUCUUCCUGCUGUGCUGCCGUGUCGCCGCGGGGGGUCCGCCCCGGCCCGGGAGCCGCUCUCCGGGGGUCCAGGAGGACGUGCGCCAGUCCCCGGGGGUCCAGGAGCAGGCGCGUCUCCUGCCGGUGUUCCGCCACUCUCGCCGGCCUCUUGUGGCCAAAGAGCUGCUGCGACCUUCUCCUCGCCGCCGCACGCCACUUCCCGCCCAGCUCGCCGCGCUCUUCUUCCCGCGGGAAAGUCCGGGCCGGAAGUGGCCGCCGGCUGCCAGAGUGCGUCCGGUGGAGGUUUGGUGCGGCGCGGAGGAAGUCCUGCUCCGCCUGGACCGCCGGCAGCUGCGCGCUUGGCCCGUUCCGGCUCGGUUCCGUUUGGGUUCUUGUCAGGCCGCCAACGUGACCUCGGACUUUGUCUGGUUCCGGUUCGCCCUCACGGACUGUGGCGCCAAAUCUCAGGUGUUUGCUGCUCAGCUGGUGUAUACUUUUACUUUGUACUACACGCCUCCACCACAACUACAUGUACUGCGGGUACUACCUUUUGUACUUCCCAUCCACUGCCGAUACAACAGGUUCCAUUACUCCUACAAGGUGGGCUUCACACCUGAACUCCAGCAGGUGACCUUCAAGAAGACCAUCAGAAGUCAGCUGACCUUCAGCCUGAAAGUCUGCACAGAUGACUGGGAGUCCGUCCCGACCGACCACUCGUUUGUCUUGGGAGAAUCUGUGAAUUUUGUAGCUGAGAGCGGCCACAUGUUGCCAGGUGAGCACCUCUCUGUGGACUCCUGCUACGUGACCAGCUCCAGCGAGCCCAACAGCGUGCCCAAAGUGGACGUCAUCAGCAACUACGGAUGUUUGACAGACAGUCUGAGGGUUGCCAGUUCCUCCAAGUUCUGGUCAAGGAAAGCCAACAUGCUCAAGUUUUCAAUCGAUGCAUUUCUCUUCAGAAACCUCUCCCAGGUACUGUACCUCCACUGUUCAAUGUCUGUCGCUCUCACCAUUUCCCACACAUCCAAGUCCUGCAACUACAACAAAUCUACUGGCAGGUGGGAGGAACUGCAGGCACCGCCUUCAGUCUGCUCCUGUUGUAGUUCCACAUGUGGGGACCUGCAGGACUCUGUGAAGAACAUUGUCAGCAGUCCUGGCUGGCGGACUCGCCGACAAGAUGACCCCAGCAUGAAGGUGAUCUCUUCUCAGGGCAAGGAAAGGGUGGACCAGGAAGAGGAAAAGGGAAAAAAAGUGGACCUUAUAAUGCUGGACACUUCCUGGAUGGAGACGGAUUAUAAAACCGAGGAGAUCAUUGAAGGAGACCAAGAACCGAGGCUGGAGAUGAUUGAAAGAGACCAAGAACCAAGGCUGAACACACUCAUCAACAACGAUGGCACAACUUACAAGCAGGGACGGAAGGAAAAACAACACACUGACGACCAACAAAUGGAACCAACACCAGAUCCCGGGGUUAUGUUGGAUCAGGGGAAGAAGGCCACCACUGGUUGGAUGGACAACAGAACACAGAAUCCCAAUAUUCUUGGGGAUCUUGGCUCUGCGGGAAACAUUUCCUCUAAUGUGAUUUCCCGUGAGGAGCUGUGCUCUAAUAUUGAUACAAACAGCUGCCCGCCCACAGGUGAUGGAUUCGAGGGUACAAACGGGCAGAACACGGAGGAAAUAAACUUUCCUGCCUCAACUGAGAUCCCACCUGUGUCAAACAUGUUGGACAACAGUCAGUCUACUAUUGCGUCCUUGGACAGAGCUUUAGACGAGUCACCAGAGCCAACAGACUACGUUGGCAGUAAAGACCUAGACGGACUUAACGAAUGGUUUCAAAGUCGACAGAUCAGAGGUUUGGAACGGGACCAGUUGGCCCAGUUCAGACAGCCGAUGUGUGUUGAAGGCUUGCUUGAGCAGACUGAUUGUAUUUCUGAAAGUGAAGAAGGUGAAGUUCUCCACCGUGGCAGCUUGGAUGUGGCAGGCAAGACAAGUGAAGAACGGAACCAGUACUUUGCUGCCGGACCAGGUUUGACAGUUUCGGAGGAAGUUCUGGACAAGCCACAACACUCUGCUGUGGUAAUCAUUACAAGUGGGAUGGAAGAGAGCGGCUACAUACCUGAGCAGGUGUGGCGCUAGAAAACUUUGGACUAUCGUGGACAGAAUGUAGACUUUUUGAUUGUGUACGUGCUCGGGUGUUCACUUCUCAAAACACAACUAGUGAACAUCUUAAGAAUAUAAACACUUUCAAUGCCAGAAAGUCA